Humulus lupulus (European hop) is the source of this 3441-nucleotide messenger RNA. RefSeq names its product pentatricopeptide repeat-containing protein At5g39710. The transcript is spliced from 3 exons. Gene Ontology annotation, molecular function: protein binding. The coding region runs from base 190 to 2451 and encodes 753 amino acids. The record is from RefSeq and is a predicted model, not a curated record. NCBI's taxonomy places the organism in Eukaryota, Viridiplantae, Streptophyta, Magnoliopsida, Rosales, Cannabaceae.
AUAUUCUUCUCAUGGUUUUCUACGAACAAUAUUGUCUUUUCAUUGUCUUUUUUGUUCAUGCCGUUUUCAGCCGCCCUCGUUAUUUUUCACAUAACUACCCGCCAGUCGCGAACUUGGCAGAAAAUGCUCUUCUUCUUCUUCUCAGGACUGGUUCUGUACUGAUAGACCCUGACCCGUGAAAUUACAGAAAUGUCCCUAAGGAAUCCAAAUAUUCUCCGAAUACCCUCAGUCCACUGUUCUACCUCCGAUGCUCAACUCGCAAUCAAAGCAAUCCAAUAUCUCAAACGCCACCCUUACCAGCUUGACUCUCUCUCUUCCGAUUUUACCCCUGAUGCAGCCUCCUAUUUACUCCUCAAGUCCCAAUUGGACAAAACCCUAAUCUUGAGCUUCCUCGACUGGGCUCGGACCCGCCAGUUCUUCACCUUCCGCUGCAAGUGCCUCGCCCUCCACAUCCUCACCCGCUUCAAGCUUUACAAGACCGCCCAAGCCCUCGCUGAGGACGUGGCCGUCAAUACCAUCACCGAAGAUGAAGGUGGAAAUUUGGUCUUUGACUGUCUCAGUGAGUCUUUCCAGCUCUGCAAUUCGAGCUCCGCAGUUUUCGACUUGGUGGUCAAGUCCUACUGCCACUUGAAACUGACUAGCAAGGCUAUCAACAUCGUUAACUUGGCCAAGUCUCGUGGUUUUAUGCCUGGUGUUUUGUCGUAUAAUGCUAUUAUAGACUCCAUAAUCAGGUCCAGAGGGUCGGUUAAAAGUGCGGAGGAGGUGUUUAUUGAGAUGGUUAAAAAUGGGGUCUCGCCAAAUGUGUUCACUUACAACAUUCUGAUUCGGGGUUUUUCUGGGGCUGGGAAUAUGGAUAUUGCUUUGCAUUUUUUCGCCGAAAUGGAGAAAAAUGGGUGUUUGCCAAAUGUUGUUACAUAUAAUACCUUGAUUGAUGGAUAUUGUAAAAUGAAUAAGUUGGAUGAGGCUUUUGGGUUGUUAAGGUCGAUGGCUUUGAAGGGUUUGGAGCCAAAUUUGAUUUCCUAUAAUGUGUUAAUCAAUGGUCUGUGUCGACAUGGGAGGUUGAAGGAGACAGGGAAGUUUCUUGAGGAGAUGAAAAGGAAGGGUUAUGUGCCUGACGAGGUUACUUACAACACUCUCGUUGGUGGAUAUUGCAAGGACAAUAAUUUUCACCAAGCUCUUAUUUUACAUGCUGAGAUGGUUAGGAAUGGUUUGUCUCCAAAUGUUGUUACUUAUACAGCAUUGAUAAGUAGUAUGUGUAAGGCUAGAAAUUUGAAUCGAGCAUUAGUGUUUUUUGAUCAGAUGCGGGUUAGAGGACUUUAUCCUAACGAGAGAACUUACACAACAUUGAUUGAUGGUUUCUCCCAACAAGGGUUCUUAGAUGAAGCUUACAGGUUUCUGAAAGAGAUGACUUCGAUGGGAUUCUCACCUUCGAUUGUGACUUAUAAUGCCAUUAUUAAUGGCCACUGCAUUUUAGGAAAGAUGGAAGAAGCCAUGGGAGUCAUGCGAAACAUGGUGGAGAAGGGAUUGAUUCCAGAUGUGAUAAGUUAUAGUACUAUUAUAUCUGGGUUUUGCAGGCAUCAGGAAUUGGAGAAGGCAUUUCAAACGAAGUUGGAGAUGGUUGAGAAGGGUAUAUCUCCAGAUUCUAUCACCUAUUCAUCACUUAUUCAAGGUUUUUGUCAGCAGAGGAAACUUGAUGAAGCUUGCAAUCUAUUUCAAGAGAUGGUUAGUAAGGGUUUGUCUCCUGAUGAAUUCACAUACACGACCUUGAUCAAUGCUUAUUGUGUAGAAGGGGAUUUGAACAGAGCCCUUAAAGUACAUGAUGAAAUGGUGGGAAAGGGUUUUCUCCCUGAUGUUGUUACCUACAGUGUGCUUAUCAAUGGACUUAACAAACAAGCUCGGACAAAGGAAGCAAAGAGGCUUUUGCUUAAGCUGUUCUAUGAUGAGGCUGUGCCAAAUGAUGUCACUUAUAGUACGCUAAUAGAAAAUUGCUGUAGUACUGAAUUUAGAAGUGUCGUAGCUCUUGUAAAGGGAUUUUGUAUGAAAGGUUUGAUGGACGAAGCAGAUCGAGUUUUUGAGACGAUGGUUACAAGGAAUUACAAGCCCGACGAGUCAGUUUACAAUGUCAUUAUACAUGGUCAUUGUCGGGGUGGAAAUGUUGAAAAGGCAUAUAACCUGUACAAGGAAAUGUUAAAUUUUUGUUUUGUUCCUCAUACAGUGACUUUAAUAGCACUAAUUAAAGCUCUUUUCACUGAAGAGAUGAACAACGAACUAAAUCAAGUGAUAACUAAAAUACUGAGAAGCUGUCGGCUUACUGAUGCCGAGCUCGCAAAAUUACUUGUUGAAAUCAACCAGAAGGAAGGAAAUAUGGAUGCAGUUUUCAAUGUGCUUGCUGACAUGGCCAAGGAUGGCCUUCUUCCAAACAGUGGCCUCAGCGCGUAUGCUGGAGGAUAAGAAUAAUGUAAUUUUUAAGUUUUAACCGAGAGUUAAUUAUGAUGGCCUUUGACCAAGGAGAACAUGAAGAUGGUAGGGUGAGGUACAGAAUACACUUAUGUUGUUUAUUGACAGAUACCUUUGCCGAUGCUUUGGCAACUCAUAUCAACGAGCAUUUCUUCCAUCUCAUUUGCAGAUUGAAAUACGUGUGGAGUUCAUUAUUCAUCAUUUUCUGUUUACAAAUGAUUUUCUGUGACUGGCAUCACGAUUUUAUCAAAGGGAUCCCAGUCCUACGGAAACUUUGUUCAUAUUGAUGAGAUCAAGCAGGAGUUAAAAGUUUUUCUCAGUUUUGACAUAUGCUGAGCCAAAAUGAGAUGUUGAGAAUGGAGUCUCCAAACUCAUAUGCUGUUAUAGGAAUGGUCAUGUUUAGCACUGAUUCCAAAGAACAUGGAUGCCUUGAGCUAAAAACGAAAAUUUCAUGCAAGUCGUGGAUAGAUGAUUGAUGAGAUACAAGAGAUUUAGAAGAACUUUGGCAGUAUUUUGGAGUCCCUAAACCAGAGACUCGAGGCUGGAGCGGAGGAAAACCUAGGCUGGGACCUAGGAAUUGGAGAGAAUCAAAUUCGCGUCUAUGCCGAGAUGGUGAAUAUUCCUGCCUGUAGCCUAAGAGGUUUCCAGGCUUUGAGGUUGCAACGAUGAAGAUUGCAGGCCGCGGCCAACUCCCGUGUUUUAUCGCGAUAAUGUGCUGAGGCUGUGGCAGUGAGUAUCCCAGAUUGUGGCCUACACCGUUUUUUAGAUUUUAAAUUUUAAUUCUAAAUAUAAUUAAAGGGGACUAUAAAAGAGAAAUUAGGAGAAAUUUCAAAAUAACUUUUAAUUGCGUUUUUUAGAGACUUAAACUCAGAUAGUCCUGGAGAGAGGAGGAUUGAUCAUUAUUAUCAUUAAUAUUCUAGUUUUUUUUUUCUUCUUCCUUAAACUCUAUUAUUUUAAUUGUGAUGUUAAUUAUGUUUGAGAUUA